Messenger RNA from Triticum urartu, 1167 nucleotides. Its product is annotated as GTPase activating protein 1. Lineage: Eukaryota; Viridiplantae; Streptophyta; Magnoliopsida; Poales; Poaceae. The record is from RefSeq and is a predicted model, not a curated record.
AGCAGGAGCGGGGGUGGGGCGGAGGGUGGAGAGGAGAGAAAGCAGCGGCUGCCGUCCCCUGCCUGCAACUGCAACCCAACUCAACCAGCCAGUCGCCAUUACUCUUGUUUCUCAUCCGACCAGUGACCACCGACCGCGAGCGCGAAGCAGGAGGAGCGGAGGAGCGGCACCAUGCUGGGGCAUCUGGUCGGGCUGGUGAAGGUGCGGGUGACGCGCGGGGUGAACCUCGCCAUCCGCGACCUCCGCUCCAGCGACCCCUACGUCGUCGUCCGCAUGGGCAAGCAGAAGCUCAAGACGCGAGUGGUGAGGAAGAGCAUCAAUCCGGAGUGGAACGACGAGCUGACCCUCUCCGUCGAAGAUCCCACCAUUCCUGUCAAACUGGACGUGUUCGACAAGGACACAUUCUUCGACGACCCGAUGGGCAACGCGGAGCUGGACAUCGGCCCGCUGGUGGAGGCCGCGACGAUGAGGAUCCAGCUGCAGGGCGUCGCCGACGGCACCGUGGUGAAGAAGCUGGUGCCCAACCGGCAGAACUGCCUCGCCGAGGAGAGCGCCGUCUACCUGUCCGAGGGCACGGUGAAGCAGGACGUGGUGCUCAGGCUGAGGAACGUCGAGUGCGGGGAGGUCGAGCUCCAGCUCCAGUGGAUCGACAUCCCAGGCUCCAAGGGCGCAUCAGGCUUUUAAUUAACUCUCUGUGCACUCUCUGCUUUUUGCAGAGUUCUUUGUCAAGUGAAAAGCUGGGGUAAAUUAUGUUUAGAAUCGAAGCUUAAGCUAGGAUUUAGAUGUUGCGAUAGUAUGACCGCCGUCAGUGUGGUCGAACUUCCUAAGACGGACCGAAGAAACAAAGAGGUGAUGGCAGGGGCGUAAAGUGUCUCAGGCUUCCAAUCCAUCCUCCUUGCUUGCUUGAUGUGUUCUGCAUCUGCGAUCGCGAGAGGAAAGGCUACAAUGUGCUGAACAGUCUUGGCUUUUCCGAACCUUGGUUGCCGAUGCUAGUCAGUCGGUGACGGGUGAUUAAUUGCAGUUGCAGAUCGAAGAGUAGGUCUGGUUUCUGAAGGAGAAUUUUCUUUUGUUUCAGGGAAAUUUCUGCGGUGAUCUUGAUUUGCAACGCGUAACGAUAUGCAACUUCUGUGUAUAGACGCGUAAUGCUCAGAGACUUGAACACCGUCU